GGGUCACGCGUACAGCCGACGGCGACGUGGCCUCCAGCGGACGCCCCACGUGUCCCUCGCCGCGCCCCGUCCGCCCGCCCUUGCCCUGAGGACCCUUGUCCAACAUGGCGGCGCCCAGCGGAUGGUGGAACGGCGUAGGCGCGAGCUUGUGGGCUGCGCUGCUCCUAGGGGCCGUGGCGCUGAGCCCGGCGGAGGCGGUGUCCGAGCCCACGACGGUGGCGUUUGACGUGCGGCCUGGCGGCGUCGUGCACUCCUUCUCCCAUAACGUGGGCCCGGGGGACAAAUAUAUGUGUAUGUUCACGUAUGCCUCUCAAGGAGGGACCAAUGAGCAAUGGCAGAUGAGUCUGGGGACUAGCGAAGACCACCAGCACUUCACCUGCACCAUCUGGAGGCCCCAGGGGAAGUCCUAUCUGUACUUCACACAGUUCAAGGCGGAGGUGCGAGGCGCUGAGAUCGAGUACGCCAUGGCCUACUCUAAAGCCGCAUUUGAAAGGGAAAGCGACAUCCCCCUGAAAACUGAGGAAUAUGAAGUGACCAAAACAGCAGUGGCUCACAGGCCCGGGGCUUUCAAGGCCGAGCUCUCCAAGCUGGUGAUUGUGGCCAAGGCAUCACGCACUGAGCUGUGACCAGCAGCCCUGUUGUGGGCAGCACCUUCUCAUCUCUGGUGAAGCUGAAGGGGCCUUGGCCCUGAAAAGGCCAACACGUCACUGGUUUUCUAGGAGGGACUCUUAAGUUUUCUGCCUGGGCUGACGUUGUCUUGUCUGGAGGGACUCGCAGGGUGGCUGAAGCCCUGGGGCAGAGAACAGAGGGCCCAGGGCCCUCCUGGCUCCCAACAGCUUCCCAGUCCCCACUUCCUGCUGAGCUCUUCUGGACUCAGGAUCGCAGAUCCGGGGCACAAAGAGGGUGGGGAACACGGGGGCCGCGCUGGGGAAAGCAGCCAUGCUCCCCCCCCCCGCCAACCUGCAGAACUGCUUUCCUAUGUUUACCCAGGGGACGGACCUCCUUUCAGAUGAACUGGGAAGAGAUUAAAUGUUUUUUCAUAUUUAAAUAAAUAAGAACGUUAAAAAGCAA
Messenger RNA from Rhinopithecus roxellana (golden snub-nosed monkey), 1071 nucleotides. It is a transcript of the gene MYDGF, whose product is annotated as myeloid derived growth factor. The coding region runs from base 105 to 626 and encodes 173 amino acids. NCBI's taxonomy places the organism in Eukaryota, Metazoa, Chordata, Mammalia, Primates, Cercopithecidae. The transcript is spliced from 6 exons. Gene Ontology annotation, biological process: positive regulation of endothelial cell proliferation; positive regulation of angiogenesis. The record is from RefSeq and is a predicted model, not a curated record.